Messenger RNA from Neopelma chrysocephalum (saffron-crested tyrant-manakin), 395 nucleotides. RefSeq names its product transcription elongation factor A protein 3-like. The transcript has 3 exons. The record is from RefSeq and is a predicted model, not a curated record. Lineage: Eukaryota; Metazoa; Chordata; Aves; Passeriformes; Pipridae. The coding region runs from base 57 to 395 and encodes 112 amino acids.
UCUCCCUGCUCUAGGAAGGGGCGCUGGAUCUGCUCAAAUCCCUCACCGGCUACACCAUGACCAUCCAGCUGCUCCAGACCACACGGAUCGGGGUGGCCGUGAACUCGGUGAGGAAGCACUGCUCCGAUGAAGAGGUGGUGGCCUCGGCCAAAAUCCUCAUCAAGAACUGGAAGCGGCUUCUGGAGUCCACCACCCCAAAGAAGGAGAAGGACGCGGAUGGGAAGAAGGAGAAGGACUCGGAUGGGGACAGGGACAAGAAGAAGGGGCUGGAUGUUUCCAGCUGCCCCAACGAAGGGGUGAAGCACCCCAAGAACCCGGCUGAGAAGCACAAGGAGAAGCACAAGGAGAGGUGGGGGCUCCUGCCCCCAGCUGGGGGGCACCAGAGGCUGAUAUAA